UAAUUAGUUACUUGCGAUAAACAAAUAAUUGCGCACGCAGUGUCAUGUUUUUCGAAUAAAUCUUCGAAUCUUCCGUAAAUAUUAAUGUCCCAGUUUGAAAUUAAACUAGUGCAAUAAUUAAAAAAAUGGUUAGUUUAUCAAGAAGUUUCAACACCAAUUCAGGCGGUGCCACGUUUUUCAGUGAAUCUGGAAACAUGGGUGAUCCAGAGCACCUGCAACCCAUUCUAGAGUCUUAUGGUACUUUCCGGCCCUUAAAUACUGUGCCAGUUUUUAGCCUGCAUUUGCUCUUCACGCUGGCGUUGGAAAUUGUGGCUAUAGUGUUCGCUGUACAGCAUCCAGAUGAAAAGUACAAGUGCCGGGAGUACUUUAUUAUUAUUUAUAUUCAUGCGGGGUUGUGGUUUCUGACAUUGAUUGUAGAUCAAAUAGCGAGACGUAAACAUUACAAUCUCAGAAUUCUGGGUUAUUUGGAAUUUUACAAUAAAACUCAUAUUCAUCAUCGUCUUCCACUGUACGUUGUUAGUCUGUGGAAUGCUGUCAUUAUGAUAAUCCAAGCCAUAGCCCAGCAGUUCUACCCCGACAAUUUUGCUGAAAAGUGCAUCAAUGGGGGGACAAUGUCUCCCAUAGGUUAUCUUUGUGCCUUGAUAACUUUUGAGUUUUGUUUAAUUGCGGGCAUUAACAUUAAUUACAUUUUUAAAGUUCAGCGGUUUAAUAAACAAAAAGCGCCCCCGGAUGUGCAAAGAGAGGAGUGGAAUGCUUCCAUGAGUCCUGAAGCUACAGAAAUAGGGAGUCCUUUAAGGGGAGAGAAACUGUACGACUUUCUACAGAAACAGGCUGAUUUGAUAAGGUUUUUGAAAGAACACAACGCAAAAUUAGGCGAAAAGUUGAUGGUCUUGAGUGCUCAGAUGCAAGCACGAGGAUGACACGGGUGUUAGCUUAAUGUUUACAUUUGUUAUUGUGAUAGCGUUAAUCAUUUUAAUUAUAUUUUUAUAUCAGUGAAUGUAAAAUAAUUCGUUGUAUCCAUGUUCUAGUGGUAGCUAUAAUAAUAUCGUUAAUCUAAAUAAAUGAAGAGAUGACUUAUAUAACUUUUGUAUUUAUAAUAUAAUUAUGAAAUACGGAAUGACUGUAAUUAUCUUUGUAAUUGAAAUUAAUCCUCUAACACCAAAGUAACCGAUUGUAAAUUAUGUAAGAGUGUAUAAAUUAUGAAAUCAAUAAAAGAAAUUGGUAAAACUCGUC
Molecule: messenger RNA, 1233 nt
Organism: Tribolium castaneum (red flour beetle)
Lineage: Eukaryota; Metazoa; Arthropoda; Insecta; Coleoptera; Tenebrionidae
Exons: 4
Coding region: 126-920 (264 amino acids)
Cellular component (GO): late endosome; lysosomal membrane
Source: RefSeq, a predicted model, not a curated record